Microcebus murinus (gray mouse lemur) is the source of this 1489-nucleotide messenger RNA. RefSeq names its product mitochondrial ribosomal protein S23 (gene MRPS23). Gene Ontology annotation, biological process: translation. Gene Ontology annotation, molecular function: structural constituent of ribosome. Lineage: Eukaryota; Metazoa; Chordata; Mammalia; Primates; Cheirogaleidae. The record is from RefSeq and is a predicted model, not a curated record. Gene Ontology annotation, cellular component: ribosome; mitochondrion.
CUGCUUGCUACUCCCGCUUCCGGUUCCGGUAGCAGGUGGUCACGCUGUGUUCUAGCCCCUGGCCAUGGCAGGCAGCCGACUGGAAACCGUGGGGAGCGUCUUCUCGCGGACGCGGGAUCUGAUGCGGGCUGGGGUGUUGAAAGAGAAGCCCCUCUGGUAUGACAUUUAUGACGCCUUUCCCCCGCUGAGGGAGCCGGUCUUCAGAAGGCCCCGCUUGCGUUAUGGCAAAGCCAAAGCUUCCAUCCAGGACAUCUGGUACCACGAGGAUCGGAUCAGAGCGAAAUUUUAUUCAGCCUAUGGAUCUGGUCAAAAAGCUUUUGAUUUGUUCAAUCCAAACUUCAAGUCUACCUGUCAACGGUUUGUGGAGAAAUACACUGAGCUACAGAAACUUGGAGAAACAGAUGAAGAGAAAUUAUUUGUGGAAACAGGGAAGGCUUUAUUGGCAGAAGGUGUCAUUUUAAGACGAAUAGGAGAACCAAGGACUCAACAGGAAGGUAGUCACAUUUCCUCAAGAUCCGAACACAUGAGUGUCAGACCCCAGACUGCGCUGGAAGGAAACCAGCCUGAGAAAGAAGUCCCACAGGACCAGAAUUCGGCAGCACCUGAAGAACAGCCAAAAGGUCUCUGACCGCCCUGAAGAUUGUAUACUGUGUAUACUGACAUCCACACUGUACUGACUAGACGAAUGCUGAGCUAUUUAUAACAGUUGAACUGUGUAAAUGUUUCUUAAUCUCUAAGGCAUUAGAGAUUUGUUUGUCUUCUCUUAGUUCUGAUUUCUGGGUUGUCAUAAAGCCUCAGUAUCAUGGUUGGAAAGAAGCAGUUAUGUGAACUUUUAUGUUAGGACAUUACUAAAUAAAAAAUUCCCUAGCUGCUUAUAAAGUAAAUUUACUUUGAAAUUGUAAAUUACAUGAGGAAACCUUUAUAAAGAUUGUUUGAGUGGGACUCAGAUUCUGAGUAGGCUUGCUUGGAUGUUUGUUAGCAUGUGGGCUGGCUACAUUUGAUUCCCUGGUCUGUGUCUCUUCUCUGGAUUAUCACAUUUACCUGUACACACGGUGUGGUCCCUUGGCCAGCUGUUUCUGUCUGUAGAAAGUCUUUGUCCUUUUUGCCAUAGAACUAUUAACCUUCAACCUGGGAGGCCAAGCUGACUUGUGCUUUGCGGUAAGAGUGAGGACCUGAGACUGCUGAGGGACAAAAGGCCAAGACUAUAACUUUAAUUUUAUGGAUUGAGUGUGCUGGGGCCAGUUAAUGUCGGCCUGCACAUAGUGGGCUGCUCGGUACAUGUUUGUUCAAUGAAUGAAUGACUACAUCCAGCUAAAGACUGCACUCAGGUGGCGUCUCUGUGGGUGACUGGAGUGCCAAGAGGGAGGCAGCUGAUUUGGAUGAUGCUGUCUGCCAGCAUCCACCUGCCUCUCUGGGGCCAAGGCGUGCUUACAGGUUCUGCCUUCUUCAUUUUCCUGUGUUUUACUAAAUAAAUGAAAUAUUCCUCUGA